Molecule: messenger RNA, 3834 nt
Organism: Frankliniella occidentalis (western flower thrips)
Lineage: Eukaryota; Metazoa; Arthropoda; Insecta; Thysanoptera; Thripidae
Exons: 7
Coding region: 2048-3424 (458 amino acids)
Source: RefSeq, a predicted model, not a curated record
CUCCCACAAUGUAGGCAUCAACGGCAUCAACGGCAUCAAAGCAUCAAAGGCAUCGCUCGGGGUGGUUCCGGGAAUACAGCGUUGGGGGGGAUGACAUUAUUUGAUGGAUACAUUAAAAAACUGUUUCCUUGUCGUUAAAUGGAUUAAAGAAACACUAUUUCACGGCUUCUGGCGAGAACAACGUCCUUUUCCCAGGCCGAGAGUAAUGUCGGGUGCUUCCACUGCACUUCACAUUGACCCGGCAUGGCCCGACAACGCUUGGGGGAUGUAGAUGCUGCGUGCUAUUGAAAGACGUGGACAUUUUUUAAUUUUUGGAAAACAUUUUAGAUAUAUUUCCCAAUGAUUUACUACAUAAUAAAGGCAUGUAACCGGCGGACUACUUUUUCUCGGCGUGAAGUAGUAGCGGAGAGUUGCCCAGUCGUCCAAGAGAUGGCGUUGCCAUGGAUGCCGACCAAUCACAGCACAGGCUGUGUUUCGCCGCGAAACAAUCGACGUUCGAUCAGCAAAAGCAAGCAAAAGCACCAAGCCGUUUCGACAGUUUCGCCGUUCAACGUCUCGCAAGGCCCCAGGUCACCAGACCUUCCAGAUAAAUCAGCCGUUAUCCCUGUUACUAGUAUGCACAGUAUUCCCUUGCUUAAAGACCUCGCAGUCGUUAGUUUUUGCUGGCCAUAGCAAUAUCCAUAAGGAGGAGGGAGGUCAGGAAAUUGGGCUCCCUUACCUAAGAUUUUGAUUUUGCUCCAUCAACCUCCUGCCCUAAUUUAUCCGCUCUACCAUUCUCCCCUGUGCAAUAUGCCAGCUCCAAAGAAAUUUCUGACAAUGGCUGCCCUAUUAGAUGAGGUGCGUGCACACUCUGUCCUGUGGAAUACCGGCAAUAAAAUGCACUUCAACACACUAGCCAAGAACUCUGCCUGGGAAAAUGUGGCUGAUAAAUUCCAGGAUGCCACCCCUCAAAAAUGCGAAAGCAUGUGGGCAGCUGCCCAGCAGGCUAAAAAGGCCUACAAUGCCAAGAUUGGAAGAUACAGCAGCAGGUCAUGAGUUCCAAAUAAGUCCUACAUUACAACAGGCGUACAUUCUCUAUCAUUGUAUUUUUUUUCCUCACUAUGAGUGUGAAAAGCAAGUGCAUGUGUGAAUUUGAUAAUUUAUUUAAGCAUUAAAUUAAUUCUAAUGCAUCAAUUUAGUUCAUUUGUAUCCUGUGAACCAAUCCUCAAACCUGAAUUAAUCGAUUGAAAGAUUGCUUCAAUUGUGGAACUCUGCUCUGUUGGGGAUUGUGUAUGUAGCAGAUGUCAACCAGAAUGCUUGAUUUUAUCUAACAUAAAUUAGAAACAAGUUUUUGUUAAGGGAUAGACAGAAGGUAAAACUGUUUGUGUGACCCAAAAGUUGAUACUCCUGUCAGCGCGUGGCUGAGCACUAGUGCCACUUACAUGGCGCUCGUUGAAAAGAAUAGGGGCGGGGGACGAUACCCCAGUCUAUCAUCGUGGAGUAUCGCUGGCUAUAUGGAGUAUGUCGGAGGGAUGGAGGGAAGACAGAGGAGACACAGCCCUGCAGGGAAGACCAAACAUAUCUCAGCCUAUUUCACAAUCUUACUGCAGCUAGCUACUGUCAAUUCCAUUUUUUUGAGAAGACACAUAUAUCUUAUCCUGAAAAAAUGUCAAAUGAUCAGAAGCUGAAACAAACAGCCCACCAGGUUGCCUCUGAGGUAUAUUAAAUACAGCUGACCUUUCUCAUCUCUAUACUGGAGUGAGAUGAAAAUGCCAUGAAGUCGUUUAUUUUCAAUAACAAGUGUAUGCUGAGCUUUGUAUUCCAAAACUCCCUAUGGUUUCAAAAAAUAAUAAUUUUGAAUCACAAAAUAUAUUAUGUGAUAUUCUGACUUCAAAAUGUGCGUUUUUUUGUCCAACUUCGAAACUUCUUUCCAUUCUACGUGCCCAAGCACACUUGAAUAAGAGUCAAAUAUGCCGAGUUUGAGUAAAAUCUGGAAUUUACACCUACCUUAUGUCUCCUUUGUCAGUGCUCCUUCAUUUUUCUUGCAGGUGCUGAGUUCGGGAAUAAGAUGGGGAUUUCCCAACGAUUUGCCCUUCUCCUGCUUGCUGUGCGGAAAAAGCGACGUGGCCCUCUUCUCCGUGGUUCCCUGCAAAAGAGAAAAACUGCAUUUGUGCAGUUAAUCGCACAAAAGAGGCGUGUGGCCGCUCUACACCGGCACGUCGAUAAACUGAAGAAGAAGUGGUGGGUUCGCCCUAUGCUUCAGGAUCAUGAAAAGCAUGGUGCGUGGUUCACCACUAUACCACGUAUGCGCCAGUCAAAUGACCUGGAGAGGUGGUACAAUUUCUUCAGGAUGACCUACGAGGCUUUCGACCAGCUGCUAGAGCUUGUUGGCCCACACAUCCUAAAAAAAUCUUGGAGAAAGCCCAUUUCACCUGGAGAAAGACUGGCCAUUACCUUAAGAUACCUAGCUACAGGGGACAGCUUCGAAUCCCUUAGCUACUUGUUCUUGGUCUCAAAUCAGGUUAUUGCUCAAAUUGUACUCGAAACGAGCAUUGUUAUAUGGACGGUGCUAGAGCCCCUAGUGUUUGAGAAAGACUCAGAAAACAAGUGGCUGGAGUCUGCUGCAGGGUAUGAGGUGAUGUGGAACUUGCCACACUGUGUAGGUGCUAUAGAUGGUAAACACAUCCUUAUCCAGGCACCUCCCCACAGUGGCAGCACUUACUUUAAUUAUAAGAAGACAUUCAGCAUGAUCCUAAUGGCAGUGAGUGAUCCAAAAUAUAAGCUGCUGUAUGUCAACAUGGGAGCUUGUGGAAGGAGAGGUGACGGUAAUGUUUACCAAACUAGCGCCUUUGGCAAGAAGUUGCAGAACAAGAAACUCCACAUGCCACCUUCCUGCCCUGUUGAUGGUAUUGAAGGGGACCUACCGUUCUACAUUGCAGGAGACGGCGCUUUUGAAAGAAGUUACCAUCUACUAAAUCCCUUUAAGGGUAACCAUCUCAAAGGUCCUGAACGCCUCUUCAAUUAUAGGUUUUCAAGGGGUAGACGGUGUAUUGAAGAUGUGUUCGGCAUCAUGUUCAGAAGAUACGGGCUUCUUCAUAAGCCCAUCCAAGCCAGCAAGACCACAGCAAGGUAUGCUGUGUUGGCUUGUUGUGCAUUGCACAAUUUCCACAUGAAGGAUGAAGGCAGUGUACCACCUAAGAGGAGAAGAAUGAUGCCGAACAUCUACUUUGACUACAAGAGGAAUGAUGGCAGUGAAAUUUGUGGGAGGUGGAAAAAUGAAAAUCCCGCCCUAGAAAAGGAAGUCUUGCACAGGCUGCAAGAAGCAGUGCUACAGAAGAAAGGAGAGGGAGAAGAAAUGGUGGGAGAGGACAUGAGAGAAGUUCUUCUUGAAUAUUUUAUUGAAAAUGAUCUGCCAUGGCAGUGGAAGAAAGGUCAUGUAGAUUGAAAAGACAUCUUAAUGUAAACUGUUACACUUUAAGUAGUAUAAAAGAGCUGCCAUGGUUUGUAGUCAUCAGAAAGCAGUUUUUUUAUGUAACAUUUUUCACUAUUUUAGGAAUGAGUUUUAGGAUCUUUGUGAUCUUUGUGCAAUACAAAUUAACUGUGAUUCAAUUCGGUAUUUAUGUUAACUUUAAAUGAAGUUGGUCAAGCUGGAUUAAAAAUUGUUUGCUACAACUACGAAUACUUUCACUGUUCUAUUAAUCCAGGUGAAACUGAAGAGGGUUGGUCACAGUACAAGAAGGCUGCUGUUCAAGUACUACUUCGUCAAUAAAAUCUACAAAUCAUGUUUUACUGUUGUUUCUCUUAGUUUUUUAAAAAAGGUGCCAGUAUGAAAGUUAUAAAUGAUCAUUUAGGUAA